GCCAUGUGAUUUGGGCUGGUGAUGGAAAGUUUUCAAUUCAAUAUAUUUCUCCGCUACUCUCUUCGUCCCAAAACCCUUCUCUCUCUUUGGUUUCACGCCCUCCAGAGUCCCACUCUCCCGCCUCCACUUUCUUCAAAGGCGAAAUGAGUUCAGUAGCUGCCAGAAUUGUCAAGCAUUUAAGAGUAGCACCUCCUACCAGAGCUACACCUUCACUCGUAGGCGGGCAAACCAGUUUGAAAUUGUGGCACUCAACGUUGUCCUUCAGUGAUGGUGUGGACGAAGGAGAGAACAAUGCGGACGUAGAGGAUGAUAAUCUUAUGCCUGAGAAGCCGGACUUGGAACCACAAGGUGUGGAUCCGCGCAGAGGUUGGGGUUUCAGAGGUGUACAUAAGGCAAUUAUUUGUGGCAAAAUUGGACAGUCGCCUUUGCAGAAAAUCUUGAGAAAUGGAAAGACUGUGACCAUAUUUACAGUCGGAACUGGGGGAAUGUUUGAUCAGAGGAUUGUAGGAUCAGAGAAUUUGCCCAGACCAGCACAGUGGCAUCGGGUUGCUGUGCAUGAUGAACAACUCGGAGCUUAUGCAGUUCAACAACUUGUGAAGAACUCUUCAGUUUUUGUUGAGGGUGACAUCGAAACAAGAGUCUACAAUGACAGUAUCAAUGGUCAAGUAAAAAAUAUUCCUGAGAUUUGUGUAAGGCGUGAUGGUAUGCUACCUACUAUUGUGUCCUUUUAUUCUUUGCAAUUUAUGUAAAAGUAUAACUAAUCAUGUCAUCAUCUUGUAUUUAGUUGAUUUAGAGCAUUCUGACUUCUACCUUAGAAAUUCCUUGUGUGGGCACUCAUUGGAAUUACCUUAAGAUAUAUGGUUUCCUAUCUUACUAAUCAAGCAUGUCUCAAGAAUCCAUAUUUCUACAUUACCAAGAUGAACAGUUGUAUUCAUCACGCCCCAACUGAAAAAAUUCUUAUCACGCAGUCAAAGUUCUAAUCUUCUACAUUAAUAGCUGCAUCUUGUUCAUUAUGAAAGGAACAGUUACUUUAUUUAUAAUAUCUUUAUGAAUAUGUCGCAGGCACUCAUACUUAAUUUUCCUGGCAAUUGUCUUGUCAUUUCUCCGUCAUCUGUACUGUUUCAUAACCUCCCUCUUCAUGUGACUGAAUCCUUGUUGCAAUGUUGCUAUUGUUUUCCUGUAUUCUCUCAAAUCCCAUCUUCUUUAUGUAAGGGAAGUUCAUUGUGGAUUAUGUCCAAAAACCAGGUUCACUAUAGUUGGAGCAAAUUGUGCUUCUGCAAAGCAACUAUCUCAAUAGGUGGGAUCUCUUAAACAGCUAACCAAUCUGCUAUUUUUGAAUUGUAUGAGAGUUACCUAAUGCGCUUCCUUUUUCACAGUAUUUGUCUUGCAAACCUUGCAAGCAUAAGACAAUUGUGUAAUUUACUAGCUUUGACAUGAUGUUGAUGGCUCUUUGCAAAGGGGCCAUGACCGCUGGGCUCUGGAUAUUCAUUCUUGCAUGCAUCUUGGUCUGAAGUAAAUUAUACAUAUCAUUUCAUAUUUGAUUUUGAAAACAGAAAAGGAUUUUCUGGUUGACACCUCUGGAUGUAUAAAUCAAUUUGCAUCCUGACUUCUUUUGCCAGUGAUCAUAAAGAACACAUUGGUUGUAUAGAUGGGCCAAUUAUAUAAGAUUCACCUACAUCCUCUUCCAUACCCAGGCCCCCUAUUUCCCCCUAUUUCCCCCUUCCCUGACUUCUCAAUCAUUCUCCAUCCCUGAUCCAAUUCUCAUGGAUUUUAGAGGGGAGUUGAAUAAUUUCCAUAUUUCUUCAACUUCUCACCCAAACCUCAUCUCUCACCAAACUUUUCCAACAAGAUGAUUUGUAUUGAUUAGUGUUUUUGUCUUCUUUUUCCCCAACUUCGCACCAAAACCUCAUCUCUCCAGCUACCCCUAUGUUGUCCGAGAGUUCAAUGGCUUCCAGGCUCCUUGUGGCAUAGGUAGUUUAUCUCGCAGAGCCUGAUAACAGAGAUUCAUGUGUUCUGCAACCAAUACCUAACCUCACUUGGUAGUGACCAGCCAACGCAUCCGGUCUAUAACCUAUACCAUUCAACAACAACAUAGCCUUAUGCCAACUAAAUGGGGCGGCCAUAUGAAUCCUUGCACUCCAAUCAGCUCUAUUCGAAGUCAUACAUGAUACGAGUCCUAAGCUAAGCAUGUCUUUCCUCACGACUUCUCCUAUGGUUAUUUUAGGCUUGCCUUUGGCUCUUUUGGUUCCCUCAAUCUGAAUCAAGUCACUCCAUUCUUUGAUGGAAAACCCACUCACGAGGGAUCACUCCAACAUAUACCAGCUAAAACCUACACCGUUUCUUUGAUGGAAAACCUCUUGUUCAUCAUCUCUGAUUUACAAGAUGGUUUGCAUGUAAUGGAGGAAGACAGGCUUUGAGUUAUUGCUCUCUCAUUCACCUUUGGGAUUGAGGAUGGUGGAAGGGUUCUAACUUCUAAGUCAUCUCAUUUGAGUUUGGGGUUAGGAAUACGGAUAGCAAAGCAAAGGAGGGGAUUUUUCUUUUAUGUCCUUCAACGCAAAACCGAAAAAAAACAAUCUGAAUGGGAUUUAUUAUUAUUAUUAUUA
Macadamia integrifolia is the source of this 2603-nucleotide messenger RNA. Its product is annotated as single-stranded DNA-binding protein, mitochondrial. Bases 144 to 749 code for a protein of 201 amino acids. Gene Ontology annotation, biological process: positive regulation of helicase activity; mitochondrial DNA replication. NCBI's taxonomy places the organism in Eukaryota, Viridiplantae, Streptophyta, Magnoliopsida, Proteales, Proteaceae. Gene Ontology annotation, cellular component: mitochondrial nucleoid. The transcript has 4 exons. The record is from RefSeq and is a predicted model, not a curated record. Gene Ontology annotation, molecular function: single-stranded DNA binding.